AUGUUGAGCUGCAGCAACGGACCGCCCUUCUUCCGUACAGCAAGCGGCACUCACAACACCCACUCCUCCGAGCGCACAGACCGCCAACGAUCUCGCAGCAACUCCCAACAUCACGCAUCGGACCUUGCCCAUGCACACGCAUUUGCACGGCACUACCUUGCUCCUUUCGGUCAAGCGCCCCGGCCUCCUAGGUCAGCACCUCCAUCCGCGUCUGCAUCCACACCAUCACUUGCAGAGAACCAACACGCUUCUCAAGAUGCAACAGCAGGCGCAUUGGUGGCAGCGGCGGCGAAGACGGAUGCAUCUAGACGACCUGGAUCUAAGCUUGCGCACGCUGCAAAGAACGCGAUAAGGAGACUAUCCAGCUCUUCUUCUUUGAACAAUUCUCCCCUUCCCAGUCGCAAAACCAGCGAAGCAAGAUCCUUGACGGCAAAUUUGCCAGCAGAGUCCAAAUCGUCUCCCUGUCUGAGCCACAAGCAAGCAUCGAGCGACCGGAUUUCUGACGCGUACAGCGAUCCAAGCUUCUCCCGUAGAAGUUCGUCCACAUCGCUCAGCUCAUCGGCACUGGUCACGCUGACCAAUGCAGCACGCCCCAAAGGUCAAACCUUUGCGUGGCAUCUCGGAUCGGAUGACGAAGAUGCGCUCGAAGAGCUCAAUGAUGAUGGACUGUCGUAUCAUGAUGGCUCUCUACAAAGACCUGCGUCUUCCAGCAGAUCUGGAUUAGGAAUCUCUGAGGCACACAGACCAGUAGGAAGAUCGCUCGACACCAGAAUGCACGCGGCGGUGGCAAACAAUUCUUCGCAGCUACUCUCUGAAGACGCUACGCCCUUUCCACCUCCGUCGGCUACGACAGAGGCAACCCUGCACCUGGCUAGUCUGAGUCCCUAUCCUUACCAACUCAUCUCUUUGGCCUACUCCUACGCCAGUCAUUCUCACAGCUCGACAGAUGCGCCUCGUGCUUGUGUGCGAAACUCUUCCUCGGCUCAGUCCCUCCGAUCGCUGGCCAAUCAUCUCUCUGCCGUCUCUCUUUCGGCUUCAGCACCAAUUGCAUCGCCCACUUCAUCACCUACCCCCAGAAAGAAGGCACGAGCGCCCACAAAGGUGUUGGACUUGGGCUGCGGAGCAGGUGUGCUCUCCCUCUUCGCGUCUUCCUGGCCCAACAUUCGAGCUCUGAUUGCUCGAGAUCCAGAUGCAGCCGCAAUAGACCUAGCGCGAGCUUCUCGAGAGUUGAGCGACGCGCAACGUCGCUUCUUGGGAUUCCAUCCUUGUAGCACACAGAAUAUAUGCUAUAGAGAUGCUGACGAUGGAAACGGAAGGCGGGGAAAGGGAUGUAGACAGGGUGAUAAUGAGACGGCAAACGUGGUUCUGGGAUGGAGCGAGAAAGAGGGCUGUAUGCUCGAUUGGGACAUUUCGUGAGUCGCUUAAUGUGAUUUCCCUCUGCCUUGGAGGUGCGAGGCUGCAUCUCUUCUUACUGGGUUCCCUUCAUUGCUGCUGGUUGGACGGUCGCAGCGUGGGCACAGCAGAACGACCUCGUGUGCCGCUGGAGCUUGUUGGCAAGCUCGAUGUGAUUAUGCUCGGAUCGAGCGCACAUUUGCUGGAAUGGGGCGAAAAUGUUGAGACGGAUGUCGAAGCUCCAAAUGAGCGCAAGCCGCCAGAUGACGAGCGCACGACCCAUGGAGCUCACCUUUACAACAUCUGGCAUAAGCUGCUCAGACCCGGUGGCUCGCUUCUGAUCAUGGGUGUCAAAGCCGUACCUGGCUCGCUGCAAGGCCCAUCAUUGAUACCUGCACACUCCAAGGAGCAUAUUGCGGGCGUCAGGAGCGUUCCGUGCACCCCUCUGUUGAGCCCCCAAGGUGCCUCGCGGUCGACCCAAUCACUACGAGAAGCGCUGGAUGGUUUGCCUCUUCACCCUUCGCUCUCGCCAUUCUUUGGCUCGAGAACGCUUUGGGGUGCUAGGUCCAUGUAUGCCCAACUACCCCUGCCAUGGGACGAAAGUGUUCGUGCUUCAGGUUGGAAUAGCGAGUCACUCAGAAGGUGGGUGCUCGAUCCCGCUAGAGUUGAGUACAACCCCUCGCUGGAAGCGAAUGCGAACUCGUGCUCCUUACCAACGGCGAGCAAAGUCGAGAGUGCGGAUCGACUGGAUGCCUGGCCAUCUUGGGCCUCGACGCCUGAGCCUACACCCUCGCAACUUCGGGAGCAAGCUGAAAAGUGGAUCACCCCGCGAGCUUUGGCUGCUUGGGUGAGUGGGUCUUUCUCGUAGCCAUCUUCAGCGCGCCCUGCGUGCUCAUCUCCUCUCCUCCCGGCCUCUGUCAGUUUCGCAACACAGCUCCAUACGCAGCCUACUUGCGCUCCUUGUCCGUGCAGCCUACGCCAUUUCUCCCACAGCUUCCCAGCACAACGAUCGGCAAGGAGAGUCCCGACAAGGCACAAAGCUCCGAAGACGGAGAUGUGGUGGGCCUUGCGUUCAAGGCGGCCUGCGAAGUGGGCGGUAUCAGCAUGGAUGAGCGCAUCCCUUUAGUCUUUCCUUCGGUGCUGCUUGCAAUGCAGCGAGAUUGA
This is a messenger RNA of Ceraceosorus bombacis, 2556 nucleotides long. NCBI's taxonomy places the organism in Eukaryota, Fungi, Basidiomycota, Exobasidiomycetes, Ceraceosorales, Ceraceosoraceae. The record is from the annotation of a GenBank genome assembly.